Nomascus leucogenys (northern white-cheeked gibbon) is the source of this 2654-nucleotide messenger RNA. RefSeq names its product catsper channel auxiliary subunit tau (gene C2CD6). The record is from RefSeq and is a predicted model, not a curated record. Lineage: Eukaryota; Metazoa; Chordata; Mammalia; Primates; Hylobatidae.
CAGCAUGGGCCUGGCCUGAGUGGGUCACUAGGCUGCACGCACGCGCUGGGAAAAUGCGGGAAAGGCUGCGGGAGGGCCGCGCCUGCGCAGUAGCGGGCCGUCGGUUGGGCGCAGACAGGCCCCGGAAGAUGGAGAGAUGGAGCCACCCCAAGAGACAAAUAGGCCUUUCAGCACACUUGAUAACCGCAGCGGGCGGGUCCAAGUCCCGUCCCCCACUCCGCUAUUGCAGAAGAAUCCCUACAGCAGCCUGGAUAUCUUGCACAUUAAAGGGUCGGAGGCUUCUUCUGUCCCUUACGCCCUGGACCAGGGCACGACUGCCCUGCCUAAGAACAAGAACCAGGAGGGCGCCGGGCACCGGCUGCUGAACAUGCUGAGAAAAACUCUUAAAGGGUCUGAUAGUGAAGAACUGGAAAUAACACAGGAGACACCAAAUUUGGUGCCACUUGGGGAUGUGGUUGGCUGCCUGGGCAUUCAUAUAAAGAACUGCAGACAUUUUACGCCUAAGAUCAGUUUACAACAUUUUGCUAACUUAUUCAUUCGCAUCUCUAUAAACAAAGCUGCGAAAUGUACAAAAAUGUGUAGCUUGCUAUUAAAAAACAAUGAGAAGAGCACUGUAAUUAAGUUCGAUGAAGUGAAGUAUUUUUCUGUGCAGGUUCCCAGACGUUAUGAUGAUGAGCGGAAUAAUAUUUUAUUGGAACUCAUACAAUAUGACAAUAGAGAAAAACGUGCUUUCUUGUUAGGGAGUGUUCAGAUACAUCUUUAUGAAGUAAUUCAGAAAGGGUGCUUCAUUGAAGACGUCCAAGUGUUGCAGAGAAACAUAUUUGUCUGCAGGCUGGAGGUGGAAUUUAUGUUCUCCUAUGGAAACUUUGGUUAUGGAUUUUCACAUCAGUUAAAACCUCUUCAGAAAAUUACUGAGCCAUCCAUGUUUAUGAAUCCUGCACCACCUCCAGAAAGAACAGAUCCCGUGACAAAAGUUAUUACACCACAGACAGUAGAAUAUCCAGCAUUCUUAUCCCCAGACCUGAAUGUUACUGUUGGGACUCCAGCUGUGCAAUCCUCCAACCAGCCAUCUGUAGUGCGACUUGAAAAACUUGAGCAACAACCCCGGGAAAGGCUGGAAAAGAUGAAAAAAGAAUAUAGAAAUCUGAAUACAUGGAUAGACAAAGCUAACUAUUUAGAAAGCAUUCUAAUGCCAAAAUUGGAACAUAAGGAUUCUGAGGAAACUAAUAUGGAUGAGGCAUUUGAAAACUCGAAAAGUAAUCAAUCUGAAGAGGAGCUUGAAAAUAUUGUAGGAGUAGAUAUCCCUCUUGUAAAUGAGGAAGCUGAAACGACUCCAAAUGAGUUACUGGAUAAUGAUUCUGAGAAAGGCCUGACUAUACCAACUUUGAACCAAUCAGACCAAGAUAAUUCAACUGCUGAUGCUUCUAAAUGUGAUGAAUCAACACCUUCACCCACAGAAGUGCACUCAUUGUGCACUAUUUCUAACCAGGAAACAAUAAAAGCAGGCAGAAUACCACCUUUAGGUGAACGUCAAUCAGAAAGCAUGCUAGACAGAAAAAUGAAAAAUGUAUUUUUUCCAUCAGAAGUAAAAUUAAAAGAUAACUAUCCAAGCAUUUUAAAAGCAGACUCAUCUCUUUCAGAGGUAAAUUUGAGGAGUAUCUGUAUAAAUCCAAAGAGAAGAAACUUAGAUUCAUCUCCAACAGAAAUUAGCUGGCAAAACAACAAUCUAAACUUAGCUGAAAGGGAGGACACAAGCUUAGUUUCCACCAGAAUAAAAAUUUAAAGGUAGCUUUCAAAGCCAAGACCCAAAAGAAGGCCUUGACCUCAAGGUGUCUGCCCUUCUAUUAGAAGUACAAGACUAGGGACACAAAAUAAUCCAUUUAAAAAAAUUAAAUACAAAUACAUUGAAAAUGCAUUCAAAUGUCUCCAAGUGGAAAUGUGUCUAAGUAUAUUAAAUAUUCUGACUUUACUUAUAUCAAUCAAGAAAUGAGGAUAAAAAACUUUCAAGAAAAGCAAAGUGAUUUGAGAUGCCAGUAAUACAAAUUAAUCUCUUAGGUUGGUAAUUCAGCUGAAAGUGUAACAACAAUAACAAAAUGUAAAUUCAAAGGAAAUUUAAAAGCCUGGGGAGUUAUUUCAGUGGAAAUUCUUAAUAAAACUAUUAUAUUAUAGGAAAUAGCAUAUAUUCUCCAUAUUACAAAUAAUUUUAUAGUUUAAAAUGAGAAUAAGAAUGUGAAUUUAAAGGUACACCAAAUUCUAGACUUUCUCAAAAUGACAGCCUUUCUACUUAUAUCUUUAUAUCUUAUUGGAAUCACUAUUACAGGUAGUUCAUCAAAUGGUAUAAAAAGAUACAUAGGUCAGAAGAUAAAGAAUUUGAGUUCUAAGUAAGAUUCUGCUUCUAAAUACUAGCUUGGGCAUCUAAGUCUCUAGACCUAUUUUUCUCAUUAUUUGAAUGGUAGAUCAGACUAGGUCAUUUCUAAAUUCUCUCCCAAAUUUUAAAAGAUAUAAUUUUAACUGGGAAUUAUUCUCAAUUACCUAUGUCAAAUAACAUUCUUGUUUUUUCUGAAUGUGAAAGUAAUGCACAGUCACAGAAAAUUUAGAAAAUGGAGAGAAAUGUAAAAGAAAAAAUAAAAGCAGUUAUAAUUCUACUGCUAGAU